GAAGAGGAUCGAGUGUUUGUGAUGCGCAUAUGAAAGUGCAGCAGAGAAGAGGAGGAUUUACCUGUGUUGGGUUCCAAAGUCCUGCGCUGGGCGACAGGAGGAUGUCGAGCCACAGCGGGCAAGCACGCUGCUGCUUCUGCUGCAGCUGCUGCUGCUGCUGCUGCGCCCACGGAUUGCCCUCGUGCAGCGCCCUCUCCCCGUGCUCUGUGCAACCUUUGCCUUCUCCCUUCCUCCAACGACCACUGUUGCUUUUUAGAGUACUGCACGCGCCCCCCCGCGCUUAGCCUCCCCCAUCAUUCCUCCUCGUCCAUUCUCGUGCUGCCUCUCCCUCCACCUCUUCCGUAUCUCGCAGUCCCUCGUCCUGCUUCCCUUGUCAGCCUUUCUCGAUCUGAUGCGAAGCUCUCAGAGCUCCUUUUGACCACUGAUAUUGAGCUGACCAUUUUCCUGUACGGCUUCGAUCGUUCUCUCUAAUCACAGUGUUCAAAAUUGUUUUCCCUCUACACUGUCAAAGUCGGGAAGCUAAGUUAGAGAGUUCCAAGGCUGCAUGGUUAGUCAACCCAAUGUACCAUGAUAUCGUUCCUAUCUUAAGCCAAGCAAUCCGUGCCACUUACCAACACACCCACGCCGUCGUACUGCUGCAGCGAAGAGGAGAUUGAUCGAUCGAUCGAUCGAUCGAUCACCGAACCAUGGAGUACAACUGUCUCGGCUGGGACGGCCUCGGGCACGCAGCACUCCGUCAGGCCGUCGCGGCUUCCGGCCCUUACCUCCUCUGCGCGGCGGCCUUCUUCCUGCUAUGGGAGCAGCUGUCGUACCUGCGCAAGAAGGGCUCGCUCCCGGGGCCUCACUUCGUCGUCCCCUUCCUCGGCAGCGCCCUGCCCAUGAUCAUGAACCCGACGAGGUUCUGGGAGCGGCAGGCCGCCCUCGCCCGCGACUCGGGCCUCGGCGUCUCCGCCAACUUCCUCGUCGGCCGCUUCAUCGUCUUCGUCCGCUCCACCGAGCUCUCCCACAAGGUGUUCGCCAACGUCCGCCCCGACGCCUUCCACCUCAUCGGCCACCCCUUCGGCAAGAAGCUGUUCGGCGAGCACAAUCUCAUCUACAUGUUCGACCAGAAGCACAAGGACCUCCGCCGCCGCAUCGCCCCCAACUUCACCCCCCGCGCCCUCUCCACCUACAUCAACAUCCAGCAGCGCGUCAUCCUCGCCCACCUCCACGACUGGCUCGCCCGCUCCGCUCCUUCUCCCAAGCCCAUCGCGCUCCGGCUCCUCUGCAGGGACCUCAACCUCGAGACCUCGCAGACCGUCUUCGCGGGGCCAUACCUCUCUGCCGCCGCGCGCGAGCAGUUCAACCGGGACUACAACCUCUUCAACGUGGGCCUCAUGGCCAUCCCCUUCGAUCUUCCCGGGUUCGCCUUCCGGCGGGCAAGGCUCGCGGUGUCCCGCCUGAUCCGCACCCUCUCCGGCUGCGUCGCCCAGAGCAAGGAGCGGAUGCGCGCCGGCGACGAGCCGAGCUGCCUCGUCGACUUCUGGAUGCAGGAAACCCUGCGGGAGGUCGCGGAGGCGGAGGCCGCCGGGACGCGGCCGCCGCCGGAGAACGGGGACGAGGAGAUCGGCGGCCACCUGUUCGACUUCCUAUUCGCGGCGCAGGACGCGUCCACCUCGUCGCUGCUGUGGGCGGUGGCGCUGCUGGACGCGCACCCGGAUGUGCUGGCGCGGGUCCGGGGGGAGGUGGCGGCGCUGUGGGCGCCGGAGUCGGGGGCGCCCAUCACGGCGGAGCAGGUGCAGCAGAUGCGGUACACGCAGGCGGUGGCAAGGGAGGUGGUGCGGUACCGGCCGCCGGCGACGAUGGUGCCCCACAUCGCCGGGCAACCGUUCCCGCUGACGGAGUGGUACACGGUGCCGAAGGGGGCGAUAGUGUUCCCGUCGGCAUACGAGUCGUCGUUCCAGGGGUUCACCGAGCCGGACCGGUUCGACCCAGACCGGUUCUCGGAACAGCGGGCGGAGGACCGGGUCCACAAGCGCCACUUCCUGGCCUUCGGCGCGGGCGCCCACCAGUGCGUGGGCCAGCGGUACGCCAUCAACCACCUCGUCCUCUUCAUCGCCCUCUUCACCUCGCUCGUCGACUUCGAGCGCCACCGCACCGACGGCUGCGACGAGAUCGCGUACGUGCCAACCAUCGUGCCCAAGGACGACUGCACCGUACACCUCUCCCGGCGAGGCGCUCCCUCACUCUGACCCCAUCCCAACCCCGACCUCGCCAGUGUGGGUCCCCGCGUCUCUCUCUCGGUGUUGGUGUGUGUGUUCCCGUGGGUGAAUCGUCUAUUCACAUCGUCUUCUCCCUCUUCUUCUCCUUCUCCAUGUUCGUGGUUUGUCUGCACAGUGCGAAGCUAUUCAGCAGGAGGUGAACGUUGUAUGUGGUUGGUCGUAUGUCCUGACCGAUUAGGCAUUUGGUGUUGGUGAUCGUUUGUCCUGAAACACUCGCUGCUUCUUGAUUAACAACAGUUCAUCAUCGUCUGA
Molecule: messenger RNA, 2513 nt
Organism: Musa acuminata AAA Group (dessert banana)
Lineage: Eukaryota; Viridiplantae; Streptophyta; Magnoliopsida; Zingiberales; Musaceae
Product: cytochrome P450 710A11-like
Exons: 1
Coding region: 687-2231 (514 amino acids)
Biological process (GO): sterol metabolic process
Molecular function (GO): monooxygenase activity; heme binding; iron ion binding
Source: RefSeq, a predicted model, not a curated record